AUGGCGCCAUCGCCGAGACGACCGUCGGCUGCCGCGCGCAACGCGUCGCCUGUAGCACAGACACCCGAGUGCACCACACGCACACUCGCGUUCGACUCGUUGGCGUCCAGCGCCGCAGCGCCAGCGACGAAGCGGCGGCGGCGGGUGGCGCCAAGCAGCGUGAUUGGUCCCGAGUCGAUCGCAUUAUUGACCAAUGAGCGAGCGGAUAGCGACCACAGUACCAUUCCACGGGCGGACGAGCAGGACGAUGGGCAGCGGAGGACGCUGUGUGAAGCGCCUGUGGCGCAGAGAAGGGGCGAAAAAGGGCUGCGGCCGCUUGGACUGUUGAGCGGCAUCGAAAGACGAGAGCGACGUGAGGUGUUUGACGCACGAGACGCAGCGGUGGGCACGAGACGGACGGAACUAAAAGAGACACUGAGACGGCGCGUCCGAAAGUGCAUUGAGCAGCACCACGUUGCGGCUGCGCUGUUUUACGCGGACAAACUCGUGACUGUACGAGACAGUGACGUUGACAGUGGAGCUGGAGCUGCUGCUGGAGCUGUUGUUGGUGCUGGAGCUGGAGCUGGUGUCGACGAGCACGAUGUGCUGCUGUUUGCGGACGCGUGCUACUGGAACCACGAGUUCCAUCGCGCGAUUCAUGCAGUAAAGAGAGCUGGAUUGGUGGACGUGGACGGCAGCAAACUGACGAGGAGCAAGCUGUCUCGUCAUGUGACGCUGCGUGCAGCGUGGUUGCUGGGCAAGUGUAUGCUGGCGAUCAAGCAAAAAGACGAGUGCUUGGAGUUCUUGAAAGCAGUGCUGCCGGACCAAGAGCAGGAUGUUGUGCGGCUGGCCACGAACAUGCAGCCGGUCGGUACUGCAGUGAGCGAAGCACAGGGAAUGAACGUGGUAGCAUCGCUGGCUCUCUUGAUGGGCGAGACGUUCGAGGCCAUUGGCAACCGCGAGAACGCGACGACUUACUUUCGUAUCGCGCUGCGAUGCGACGUGCACUGCUCGGAGGCGUUUUUCCAUUUAUUUGACAAACACAUGCUUUCACCCCAAGAGGAGAAAGAGCUUGUUGCAUCGCUAGACUUUUCGCAAGAUGAGACGCAGUUGCUGGAGCGUCUGUAUAAGACGCACGUUGGAAAGUACGAUUUAGGACAGUCUAUUGACGACAAAUUCGCCGGGGUGGAGCAACGUUUUGGGCUUGUGGAGAAUGCACACCUCAAUGUCACACGAGCAGAGACGUGUUAUUACCAGCAUGACCUACAGCGGGCGUAUGCCAUAUGUAAAAGUGUGCGUGAUCGAGAUCCAUUCAAUUUCCGCGUGAUUUCCGUGUACGUGUGUACGCUGGUGGAGCUUGGCAAGAAGCGCGAGCUCUUCCAGUACGCACACCAAAUGGUGGACGUAUACCCCACCAAAGCAUCGGCUUGGUAUACAGUGGGCUGCUACUACCUUUUGCUGCAGAAAUUUGAGGCUGCACAGCGCUAUUUUCACAAGGCAACAUCGUUAGAGCCAAGCUUUGCGCCCGCAUGGAUUGCAUUUGGAAACUCGUUUGCCGCUCAGGAUGAAAGUGACCAGGCAAUGUCGUCGUACCGAACUGCUUCAGGUCUCUUUCCAGGAUCACACCUGCCGACUCUGUACAUUGGAAUGGAGUUUCUUCGUACGAAUAAUUUGGCCCAAGCCCAAGAAUUUAUCCGGCAAGCAGGAGUCCUGUGCCCGUCCGACCCGUUGGUUUACAACGAACUGGGCAGUGUCUACUACAAGCAAAAAGAGUUCUCCAAAGCAAUCGAGAUGUUUACAAAAGCUCUGCAGCUGUGCAAGGGUCUUCCUGAGCGACUGAUGGAAGUGUGGGAACCAACGCUGUACAACCUUGGAUACUCAUACCGCAAACUUCGAAAAUUUGACAAGGCCAUUUACUAUUUCCAAAGUGCACUCCGACUAGCACCUCGGAAUGCGUCGACACUAGCUUCACUCGGUUUCACCUACCAUAUGAAGGGAGACCUGCAUCAAGCGAUUGAAUUCUACCAUCAGGCCCUCGCAUACGCCCCCGAAGAUACCCUCGCGGGCUCCAUGAUAACUAUCGCGUUUGAAGAAUCGCUAUCUGCCGGACUCAGCUCGCUCCCUGAAUUCGCAGACCCACCACCGAGAAAUGGUCCCAAGACGAGUGGUCUCACCCCUCUUACUGCCCGUCGAGCAGCGAAAGUCGAUACCAGCGCGGGAACGUUCCGACGUCUGGAUCGAUCUAACACCAGUAUCGAAUGCAGUAUGAGCUCGAGCCUGGACUUCUCAGAGGACAACUCUGCGUUGAGUAUGGACGAAGAUGACAUUACAUAG
Molecule: messenger RNA, 2313 nt
Organism: Hyaloperonospora brassicae
Lineage: Eukaryota; Oomycota; Peronosporomycetes; Peronosporales; Peronosporaceae
Source: the annotation of a GenBank genome assembly